This is a messenger RNA of Conger conger (European conger), 5068 nucleotides long. RefSeq names its product estrogen receptor 1 (gene esr1). Gene Ontology annotation, cellular component: nucleus. Bases 41 to 1792 code for a protein of 583 amino acids. The record is from RefSeq and is a predicted model, not a curated record. The transcript is spliced from 8 exons. Gene Ontology annotation, biological process: regulation of DNA-templated transcription. Lineage: Eukaryota; Metazoa; Chordata; Actinopteri; Anguilliformes; Congridae. Gene Ontology annotation, molecular function: sequence-specific DNA binding; steroid binding; DNA-binding transcription factor activity.
GAAAAACAGGCUAAAUCACGCUGUUUAUCUGUUUGUGACCAUGGAGAGGCGAGCGUCCAGCAGCAUUCCCGGAACGCUGCUUCUGGGAAAGACCGAGACGGGAGAGCUGGAGGACUCCGGGGAGUCUCCGGGAAAACCGCCGCCGGCCGAGAUGUUCCUGGAGGAGAACCGGACCGGAACCGGAACCGGACCAGUGGCCGUGACCGGGGCUGUCACGCUCAGCUACCUGGAUGCCGGCUACAAAUACGUGGGCUCGUCCGCCUCCCCCACCCCCCUGUACAACGCCACCGGAGUGGGAGUGAGCUACUACCCCUCCUCCAGCACGGAGGCCCACGGACCUGCCCCCGACCCCGGCCUGCACCCCCUGGGCAGCCUGCCUGCCAGCCCCCUGGUGUUCCUACCCUCCAGCCCCCAGUUCCCCGCCUUCGUCCACCCCUCCCACCACCUGGCUGGCCCUCAAGGACCCUACUACCUGGAGGGAACCUCCACCCCUGCCUUCAGGCAGAACGUCGGAAGCAAAACACAGACCAUGCGGGACCAGUUCAGCAGUGCCGCUGAAAGUCAACCGCCAUCGGACACAACGAAGGAGACCCGCUAUUGCGCCGUGUGUAGCGAUUACGCAUCGGGGUACCACUACGGCGUAUGGUCCUGCGAGGGCUGCAAAGCGUUCUUCAAGAGGAGCAUACAAGGUCACAAUGACUAUGUCUGCCCGGCGACCAACCAGUGCACCAUUGACAGGAACCGCAGAAAGAGCUGCCAAGCCUGCCGACUGCGGAAGUGCUACAAGGUCGGCAUGAUGAAGGGGGGACUGCGUAAGGACCGCGGGGGGCGUCAGCUUCUCCGGGAGCGCCGUAAGGAGAUCGGGCAGCAGGAGAGGGGCUACGGCGACCUGGUGGGCCCAACCGCCCUGCAGGUGCCGGUCCAACUGGCCGGCGUUGGCCCUGGCCUGGCCCUGCCGGUGGACCAGGUCCUGGCCCUGCUGCUCAGCGCCGAGCCUCCCAGCAUCUGCUCCAACCGCAAGCACAGCCGCCCGUACUCCGACGUCACCAUGAUGACCCUGCUCACCAACCUGGCCGACAAGGAGCUGGUGCACAUGAUCGCCUGGGCCAAGAAAGUACCCGGGUUCCAGGAGCUCUCCCUCCACGACCAGGUGCAGCUGCUGGAGAGCUCGUGGCUGGAGGUGCUACUGAUCGGGCUGGUGUGGCGCUCCAUCCACAGCCCGGGGAAGCUGCUGUUCGCCCAGGACCUCAUCCUGGACCGGAACGAGGGCAGCUGCGUGGAGGGAAUGGCGGAGAUCUUCGACCUGAUCCUCGCCACCGUCGCCCGCUUCCGCACCCUCAAGCUGACGGUCGAGGAGUUCGUCUGUCUCAAAGCCAUCAUCCUGCUCAACUCCGCGGCGGUCCCGUUCUGCACCAGCUCGGUGGAGCCCCUGAAGGACGGGCCCAUGGUGCAGUGCAUGCUGGAUAAGAUCACGGACACGCUCAUCCACUACAUUGGCCGCUCGGGGCUGGCAGCGCAGCAGCAGUCCCGCAGACAAGCCUGGCUGCUGCUGCUGCUGUCUCACAUACGGCACAUGAGCAACAAAGGCAUGGAGCACCUGUACAGGAUGAAGUGUAAGAACAUGGUUCCCCUGUACGACCUGCUUCUGGAGCUGCUGGACGCCCACAGACUGCACUCCCCCACCUGGACCGGGCAGGCCAGGUCCCCCACCUGGACCGAACAGGUGGGGGAGAAUGGGCCCUCCAUCCCUGUGACCUGCUGCGUCCAGAACACCCUUGAUGUGGUGUCCUAACACACCCCCAACAGGAGGACACCCCCCCCCCCCCCCCCCCCCAAAAAAAAAUACCCAAAUUCAGUUAAACACCUGAUUCAGGUGACGGUCAGGUGACGGUCAGGUGACUCCUGCGCUUCUCCGAAGUUGGAAAAGUAAAGAAAACAAAAAACAAACAAGUUUACCUUUGGACUACCACAAAAUACAAACCUUACAAGAGCCAAUUUCAUUAAUUUCAUGACGAAUUCAAUGAAAGCACAUUCAAUUGAGAGAUGAAUGUGAAGAUGUCCAGAUCAGUGUUUUGUCAACGACUGAAUAAAAACCUCAUUUUCUGCGCCGGCAGACGGCCAGGCGGAUUUCCGAGGCCGGGAAAGGUCCAGUCCGUUUGUGUCAGGUUUCACGCCAACCCUAAUUUGUCGCACCUGAUUCCACUAAUUAGCAGCUGAACACGAUAUCUAUCCGUGUGCUUUGUCAGGGUUGGAGUGAACACCUACAGGAUGCUAGAUCUCCAGGGACAGGGUUGGGCAGCCCUGCUCUAGCUGUUGAAUGAGGUGUACUUUGUUAAGGUUGGAGUGAAAAUGUACAGGACAGUUGAUCUCCAGGAACAGGGUUGGGCAGCCUCGCUCUAGCUGUUGAAUAAGGUGUACUUUGUUAAGGUUGGAGUGAAAAUGUACAGGACAGUUGAUCUCCAGGAACAGGUUUGGGCAGCCUCGCUGCAUAUUCUGCUAAUAUUGUGGUGAACUCACUUGUUAUCAACAUAAUGUAGAUGCAAAACUGUACAAUCAAUAGAAAAAACUAUGUAUUUUAAAACACAUACACGCAGGUAUGCAAACACGCAAUGUGUGUAGUGUGUUUGUACAUAUAUUGAAUCAUAUAUAUAAUAUUUGAAAAUACACUUUGCAGUAUUAUUUUGUUAUAUUUAUACCUGUCAAUAUUACAAAAUUUAGACAGAUAUCACAUUUUACCCCUUCAAUUAGAGAUUGUUUUUAUUGUUGACAUAUAUUGACAUAUCCACCGUCUUAAAAAUGUAAAAUAUAAUUGUAAAUAUAUUUUUAGAAGAUGAAAUUGGGAAGUGCCUGCGAUGGUCAGCGAGCUUAUGGAAGGCUGGGCUCUUCAGACACACUCGUACUCAGAACGUUUCACCCGUAGUUUCAGGUUCACCACAGGACUGAUACAUGAACAGGACAAAAUGUCUGUUUAAUUUACACUUAAAUCCAUAAUGCCCCCCCCUUAUACGCGAUCCCCCCCCUGGCGCAAUGUGGGGUUAACGGUUUUGCUUAAGGGCCCAAAGGUUGUGCAGAUCUUGCUAAAAUGGGGCUAAAAUGGGGCUUGAGUCACCUUCCUGGUCCCAGUCAUGUACUUUAGCCAUUAGGCAUCAGGCUGCCUACUGUCAAUCAAUAACCGGAACAAACUUUUGAUAUUUACCCAGUUAAGGCAUUUACUCAGCUUUUCUGUAUCCAGGUAUGAUGGAAAGAACUCGCAAAUCUUUCUUCAGUUUCAGGAUAGUGGUCAAAAACUACUACCUUUUUAACGAAACAAGAAAUUCAUGUAUAUUAACGUUAUGUUUUUUUGAAAUUGUGAAAGCGUUCUUGAGUUUGUGUGAUCUAGGAGUCACAGUGUGUCCUGUGGUAAUGCAUGGCAAAGACCAUUUUGUUAUUGAAAACCCUGUUGGUUCUUUUGAAAAGUUGAAUAUCUCUGCAGAUCAUCUACAUGAAAUAGGGGGUGAUGAUUGUCAAGGAAUUGACUUUCAAAAUCUUUUGUGCAAAAAUCUAUUUCUUGAGCGUAAUUAGACGAUAGAUUUUAAUUCUGAAGAGUGUUUUUCCACAACUGGUCUCUACCUUGUGGAUCCCUUUAUGCAAAGCUUACCAGUUGAGGUCCUACUCAUCUUGGAAAGAGUGGUGAACUUAACGUAGAGUGCUGGAAAUCAAUACUGGAAUUACUUCCAUAAAAUAUCACAUCAAUUUUAUUGGCGCCUUUUGCAGAGACAUGUCACAAGGACACUUUACGGAGUAACAGAAGGAACAUUGGGCAAAAACGCUGCAUGAAUCCCCCAAAAGCAAUCAAGCAAGAUAAGAAAAACUCCCUGAUGGGAAGAAAUCUCAGGAGGUCCCCAGCUAUAGAGGGAGAGCCCACCACUGGCCUGUGUAUCGAAGAAGCGUUGGUCUUCAUCGAAUAUGUAUGUUCAAGGGUGGAUUUUUGCACAGAGUUGCAUCGAUAUCCUUAUUAUUACGUCGCUUUGGAUAAAAGCUUCUGCUAAAUAAAAUAUAAUGCAAUGUAACAUCCAGUGUCCUACAUACAUGCUAUAAUUGUUUUUCCAGUUUGGCUGAAAACUAUUGUUGCAGACAACUGUACCAUUUGUUUGUUUUUUUUUUGAUACCAAAACUCCCUAAAGUGAACCUUGAGUACAAACUGAAUCUGAAAACUAACUAAAAAAUAAUGCUGUGUUCUUUUUCUAAGAGCGAAGUGAUUGGUUGAGAGCGUGGUUGUUAAGGUUACAACACCACAGUUUAUAGAGGCGCAUGUCCUUAAUAAGACAUGCUGCUGACAAGCACUGACUCUCCUCACUUCAGUGAAUGUCAUUCAUCAACAAAGGACAGUAUGUUCAUUCAUUUGGAUUCAUUUUGAACAGUAGAAUGACCAUGAGUUGAAUCAGUCCCUUCAUUUGAGUGGGUUAAAAAGUCUUUUUUUUUUGACACCCAAAAAUGACGCAGUCUUCAAAAUAACAUUAAAAAAAUAAAGUUUGUCAGUGCUACAGAAUAUGCCUGAAAUGCCUGCAUCGCUCAAUUUUUUGCAUUCUUUUCCUCUUUUAUACCUUCAUUUUGAUAUUCCAGUGAAGAUGAAAACGGUCAGAUAAAAUCCACAGGGAGAACCAUGCUUAUCCAUCGUGCCCUUUUGGGUUUUGUUUUAGCAGAAUAGUACCCAUGUCACAGUAUGAAAUGUGAGAAUUUUUCUAAGCCAAAAAUUAAGAUUGUUGUACACUGACCCAAGGUGGAAAUGUGUACUGAACUGUAAAAGCUAAGCUCAAACAAAGCCAUCACUGCUAAUGAGUCUACCUGUGGGACAUUGUGGUGAUGCUUUUUAUCGUGUGCAUUCGUGGGCUGGCUUGUGGCUUUAUAUUACAUAUUGAUAUUUUAGAUAAAUAUUGAAAAAAAGCUAAAUGCGGCUUAAGUGCCUUACAAUUGAAACAACCACAGACAUCGCAUUUUUCUUCAUAUUGAACUUAAUCUGCGAGCUCGCAGUCGAUGGUUGGUGGUCUCCGUCGAUGAUCCUCACUGAAAUAAAAAAAAUAAAAAUGUU